This is a messenger RNA of Hyphopichia burtonii NRRL Y-1933, 1930 nucleotides long. RefSeq lists its product as uncharacterized. Bases 407 to 1930 code for a protein of 507 amino acids. The transcript has a single exon. Gene Ontology annotation, biological process: sucrose catabolic process. The record is from RefSeq and is a predicted model, not a curated record. Gene Ontology annotation, molecular function: sucrose alpha-glucosidase activity. Gene Ontology annotation, cellular component: fungal-type vacuole. NCBI's taxonomy places the organism in Eukaryota, Fungi, Ascomycota, Pichiomycetes, Serinales, Debaryomycetaceae.
GAUUUCUUGUCCAUUUAGUUAACAUUUGUGUAUUUCAUCUUGAAUCUUUGUGAAUUUAAGUUCGAAAACUUGUAUUGUUGCCCUGUCCAUGCUUCAAAUUCCACCAAAAAUAUAAGAAAGACCGAUGAGGUGAUACAAAAAUACUUCCCCGGACUAAAUACUUCUCCAGUUAACCGUUGUUGCUUUGAGCUUUUCCAGAUGUGUGCCGAUUAAACACUACAAUGUCUUUUCCAAGAAAAAGGAAAGACUAGGUCAGGAAUAAGUUGGCAUUGUGCUCCCCAUGGGUCCAACAGUUUUACCAAAGUAUACAAGUAUAAGAGUAUAAAUAUUGGUUGAAAACCAUCAAAGUUGGAGCUUAAAAAAUGAAAAGACAUAAGAACGCAAGUGAAAACAUAAGCCCCUCACGAUGAGAUUAUCAGUGCUUCUAUUUUCUCUUUUAUGCGCAGUUUUGGCCUGUGCUGCUGAAGUUCGUCCACUGCUUCAUUUUACUCCAGAGAAAGGGUGGUUAAAUGAUCCUAAUGGAUUGUUUUAUGAUAGAAAAGAUGAUAUCUGGCAUAUUUACUUUCAAAGUAAUCCUAAAAAUCCUUUUUGGGAAAAAGAACUUCAUUGGGGACAUGCUACAUCUAAAGAUUUAACUAACUGGACUCAACAUGAAUCUGCAAUUAAUCCAUCUCACCGAGGUGAAGGUAUUUUAUCCGGGAGUGUUGUUGUGGAUCGUAAUAAUACUUCUGGUUUUUUCAAUGAUUCAGUCCACCCUGAACAUAGAAUUGUUGCUCUUUAUACAAGAAACCCGGGUCUUAUUGAAACACAAGAAGCUGCUUAUUCUGUUGAUGGUGGUUAUACUUUUACCAAAUAUGAAAAAAAUCCAGUUCUUGAUGUCAAAUCAUCCCAAUUCAGAGAUCCAAAAGUUAUGUGGCAUGAAGCUUCAAACCAAUGGAUUAUGACUGUUGUUGAAGCUCAAGAUUACCAAAUUCAAAUUUAUGGUUCUGAUGAUUUGAAAAAUUGGAAUUUCCACUCUAAUUUUAGUGCUGGUUAUCCCGGUUUCCAAUUCGAAUGCCCUGGUUUAUCUGAAGUCCCAAUUGCUGGUACCAAUGAAACAAAAUGGGUUUUGUUCCUUGCUAUCAAUCCUGGUGCUCCUUGGGGUGGUUCAGCCAGUCAAUAUUUUGUUGGUGAUUUUGAUGGGUAUGAAUUUAAGGCAAUUGAUUCAUUGACUAGAUUUGUUGAUAUUGGUAAAGAUUAUUACGCUUUACAAACUUUUAGUAAUGUUGAAAAAAAAGAUGGUGUUAUCGGUAUUUCUUGGGCAUCAAAUUGGCAAUAUGCAAACAAAGUUCCUGCUUCUAAUUGGAGAGGUAUGUUAGCUAUGGCUCGUAACUUCACUUUGGAUUAUGUUUCUGUCAACCCACAAAAGAAAUUAUUAAGUUUAGUAGAAUCUCCUAUUUUUGAAGCCAAUGUUUCUAAAACAUCAGAGAAAAAGAAUGUCAAGUUACAAAAAGGUGAUUCAAUUGAAUUUGAAACAAAAUCAGGUGUAUUUGAGUUUGAGUUGGAUUUCCAAACCAUGAAAAAUAUCACUUAUCCAGAACAACCUAAUUUAGACUUGUAUAUUACUUCUUCUAAUGGUAAAGAAUCCAUCCGUUUUGGGUUUGAAGCUGAUGUCGGUGCAUUUUACUUUGAUAGACCAACAAACGUUUUCCAAAACCCUUAUUAUUCAAAUGUUGUUACUGCUAAUAUUCAGCCUACUAAAAAAUACGAAUAUAACAUCUACGGUGUGGUUGACCAAAAUGUUAUCGAAUUGUUCUUCAUGAAUGGUACUACUUCUAGUACUAAUAUCUUCUAUUUCAGUGAUGGAAAGCCUUCUAAGGUUGAACUUAAAUCCAAUUACAAUGACUUAUUUAAAAUCCAAAAAUUCUCUCUUAGAGAUUUAUCUGUUUAA